This is a messenger RNA of Solea solea (common sole), 2459 nucleotides long. RefSeq names its product mitogen-activated protein kinase kinase 6 (gene map2k6). The transcript is spliced from 12 exons. Gene Ontology annotation, biological process: protein phosphorylation; MAPK cascade. The record is from RefSeq and is a predicted model, not a curated record. NCBI's taxonomy places the organism in Eukaryota, Metazoa, Chordata, Actinopteri, Pleuronectiformes, Soleidae. Gene Ontology annotation, molecular function: MAP kinase kinase activity; ATP binding. Bases 310 to 1416 code for a protein of 368 amino acids.
ACCAAGUUACAGCAGGAACGAGCCCGAGACCCGGACCCGGACCCCGACCCGGAUCACGGACCACGGACCACGGACCACUGCUGCUGCUCCUGCAGGAGGAGAACCAGGAGGAGGAGAAAGUGUGUGCACAAACUGCAGCAGCGCGUGCAAACCUCCGGCCACGGUCCGCACACUGCACGCGCAAAAAGACUCCAAGUGCAUGAAGCGCGAGGCUCGUUGUUCUGCAUCUUUGUCGCUGCAGAGACUCUGAGGCUCCUGCAGCUGCAGAGAGGAAGAGGAGGAGGAGGAGGAGGAGGAGGAGGGAGGGCCAUGGAGGGAGGGAGCGACAGAGAAGCAGCAGCAGCAGAAGCAGCAGCAGCGGGCAGAGUCUUUUGUGCUUCCCCUCCCCCUCAUCACAGCAGAGGGGAAAUGUCUCAGCAGCCGAAGGGAGGAAAGAAGAAGCCGGUGCUCAAACUCUCCAAGGAGGUGUUUGAGCAGCCUUCACCUGCUGCUGUACCUCCCAGAGAUUUGGAUUCUAAAGCGUGUGUGACCAUCGGAGAAAAGAACUUCGUGGUAAAGGCAGACGACCUGGAGCAGAUCUGCGAGCUCGGCCGAGGAGCGUACGGCGUCGUGGACAAGAUGAGACAUGUCCCCAGUGGCCUGAUCAUGGCGGUCAAGAGGAUCCGCGCCACGGUGAACACUCAGGAGCAGAAGAGGCUCCUCAUGGACCUGGACAUCUCCAUGAGGACUGUGGACUGUUUCUACACCGUCACCUUCUACGGAGCUUUAUUCAGAGAGGGCGACGUGUGGAUCUGCAUGGAGCUGAUGGACACGUCCCUCGACAAGUUCUACAAACAGGUGAUCGAGAAGGACAUGUCCAUCCCCGAGAACAUCCUGGGAAAGAUUGCAGUCUCGAUCGUUAAAGCUCUGGAACAUCUGCACAGUAAUCUACAGGUCAUACACCGAGAUGUGAAACCAUCGAACGUCCUCAUAAACAUUGAGGGACAGGUGAAAAUGUGUGAUUUUGGCAUCAGUGGUUAUUUGGUUGACUCUGUGGCUAAAACUAUGGACGCCGGCUGUAAACCGUACAUGGCUCCGGAGAGAAUAAACCCUGAGACGAAUCAAAAAGGCUACAACGUCAAAUCUGACAUCUGGAGUUUAGGAAUCACCAUGAUUGAGUUGGCCAUCCUUCGUUUCCCCUAUGACUCGUGGGGAACACCGUUCCAGCAGCUGAAGCAGGUGGUGGAAGAACCUUCACCUCAACUUCCUGCUGAAAGUUUCUCUGCACAGUUUGUGGACUUCACGUCUCUGUGUUUAAAGAAAGUUUCUAAAGAGCGACCGACGUACACAGAACUCAUGCUUCAUCCCUUCUUCACCUCCCAUGAGUCCAAAGACACAGACGUUGCGAGUUUUGUCAAAAUCAUUUUGGGCGACUGAGUCGUCGUCAUCGUCGCAUCAGAGCGAGAAGAGCCACGCCCACAGCCCACGCUUUCCUGCAGGACUCCUCCCACCUCCCCGCACUUUGACUCCGCCCUCCACAGAACAAAGAACCAGGAGGCGGAGGAGGAAGGAGGAGGAGUACUGUACUGUGGAGUUUAGCUCCGCCUCCAGCUGACUCAGCUGCGUCAUAAAAGAAAAACUUUAUUGACAGAGAAACAGGUGACAGAAUAUAAAUAUAUGGUAUAAUGUAUAUGUUCGUAAACAAAGUGAAACGACUGCAUGUACAGAUUAAAUCUCUACAGACGCCUAGUGGACACACGUGGUACUGCACUUACACUGCUCUCAUUACAUUACAUCUCAUCACACACCUGUGUGUGUGUGUAUGUGUGUGUGACACAUGUGUGACACGUGCGUUUUUUAUCAUAAUUAUUUUGCAAGGUUUAGCUCCACGUUUCGUAAACAGCGUUAAUAAUCGUGUGUCGUCACAUGACACAGAUUUAAAGGCCUGUCAUUGGUGGAGCUCUGCCACACACACACACACACUGAGCCAAUCACAAUCAUCUCCCCUCUUCAACACACACAACUGGAUAUUAUUAUGAAUAUUAUUAUGUUAAUUAUUGUUGUUGUUGUUGUUGUUAUUAUUUAGAUCCCGCCCCUCCACACACACACACACACAUUUACUGCAGUUUCUCUUAUUUAUUAUAACUGCUGUUUUUUUCUGAAAACUUGAUCCAUUAGAGACGUUCUUUUGUGUUUACGUUUGUUUCUGUCGCAAACUCAAACUGGUAAACGCGCUUUAAGACUGUAACUCUGUAGCCUUCUCUGUGCCUCUCUGUAGAUGAAACAAGAAAUGUAAACAAUGUGUCGUACUGAGAGGACAAGCUCCUCCCUCUCGCCGUCAUAGCUCCACUUCCUGUUUUGGGUUUCCUGUCGCACACGACGCAUGAGAUCAUUGUCAUUUUGUGUUUUUCAGCGACAGAAAGUGUCGGACGAUGUUUUUUUGGUUGAUACGUGAACGUCGUGAACGGACGAUGAUCCUG